UCCCAUUUACAACAUUGUUUGUUCUUAUUGGGCUCCCGUAGCGCCUUACGGCUGCCAUAGUGACGAGCACAGCAGCAGACGCUUUCGCAAGGUGAAAGUUGUGUUUACUGGAUAAAAAGACAGCAGUCAUGUCUUUUAGAGAUCUGAGAAAUUUCACAGAGAUGAUGCGAGCACUCGGAUACCCUCGUCUCAUCUCCAUGGAGAACUUCAGAUCUCCAAACUUCCCUUUAGUAGCUGAAAUCCUCAUCUGGCUUGUUAAGAGAUAUGAACCUCAGAUGGAAAUCCCCAGUGAUGUUGACACAGAGUCUGACAGAGUGUUUUUCAUCAAAGCUGUGGCUCAAUUCAUGGCGACUAAAGCUCAUGUGAAGCUGAAUCUCAAGCGUCUGUAUCAGGCGGAUGGUUACGCCGUAAAAGAGAUGCUGAAAAUAACCAGCAUCCUCUACAAUGCCAUGAAAACCAAAGAGAACACCGACGGGGAACAGAACGCUGAUGAAAACAGCAAGUUCAAGUUUGAUCUGGGGUCAAAGAUAGCUGAUUUAAAGGUGGCACGUCAGCUGGGAUCUGAUAUUACAGCAAAGGGAGCAGCUCUGUUUGACCUGCUGGGGCACGAAGAGGACCUGAGAGAGAGCAGGACGGCAGCGAUAGCCCGACCGCUGGAGAUCACUGAGACAGAGAGAGCUCUGAGAGCGGCUGUCAAAGAUGUCACGGAAAGCAUCCAAAUGACAAAAGAUCUGCUCAAUAACGUAUCGUCAGAUGAGGCCAGCCUGGAGGCCAAAAUCGAGAAGAAGAAACAGGAUCUGGAGAGAAACCAGAAACGCUUACAAACUCUACAGAGCGUGCGUCCAGCGUUUAUGGAUGAAUACGAGAAGAUCGAGGAGGACUUGCAGAAGCAGUACCAGAUGUACGUGGAGAAAUUUCGUAACUUGAGCUUCCUGGAGCGGCAGCUAGAUGACCAUCACAGAGCCGAGCAGGAACGCUUCGAGGAAGCAGAGAUGGCAAUGAAAAUGAGACAAAACAAAUUAAAAGAGGAGGAGAAGAGGCUCAUGAGGAGUGGAGCAAGAGAUGAAGACUCUGAUGUGGACAUACCAGAGGAUGAAGGCUCUGACAGCGACAUCGAUGAGGGACCACACCACGCACGACGCACACGGAUAUCAGGUCGAGGUGGUGCUCGGUUCAUCGGCAGUAUGAGGGGUGAAGACAGUGAAGAGCCCAGAGUAAAGGAACGAGUCCAUCUAUCCGGCAGCGGCCGGAAGAAAAAGAGAAGAAAGGUGUCAGAGGAUAGUGAGAUCGACGUAGACAAUGAUGAUGAAGAUGAAGAUGAGGAGGAAGAGGAAAACGAGGAUCUGAACGAAGACAAUGACAGUCUGGAGGGCUCCUCUGCUAAACCCGGACGCUCAAACCGAUCGCUGCACCCACAAAUCCUUGAGGAGAGCGAUAAUGAUUUUUAACAUGCAACCAGCAUUCAUCAAAGGAACAGUUUACCCAGAAAUGUAAAUAUUCUGAGCAUUGCUAACCCGCGGGUCAUGCAAGAUGUAGAUGAGUUUGUUUCUCCAUUACAACAGAUUUGGAGAAAUGUAGCAUUAUAUCACAUCCUCACCAAUGGAUGCUUUGCAGUGAAUGGGUGCCGUCAGAAUGAAUGUAGCAUAUAAUGCUACAUUUCUCCAAAUCUGAUCUGAUGAAGAAACAAACUCAUCUGCAUCUUGGAUGGCCUGUGGAUGAGUCAAUUUUCAUCUAAGUUUAAAUUUUGGGUAAACUAUUCCUUUAAAUAAUCAUGCAUUUGCUUUCAAAAAAGGUUAACAGACUUCAAUUCUUAUGUAAAUAGCUGCAUCAAACUGAAUGUGACAAUUCACAUUAAAUGUUUUUUUAUUCAUGACAUGGAAAUAUCUGUAAAUAACAAAAUGCAAUUUCCAGUAUAUAUAUGAUUAUACCUUCUCAUCUGUAUUCAAGUGUAGACGCCUGUUUAAUUGGCGUUAAAAUUCUGAGUUAUUUGAAUUCAUCUGAAUAAGAGUUCAGCAAAAUUGUUGUAUGAUGUGUUUUAUUAAGGCAACAUCUUUGUCAGUUCUGUUUUAUAAAAUAAACAUUUAUUAUUACACAA
Molecule: messenger RNA, 2095 nt
Organism: Cyprinus carpio (common carp)
Lineage: Eukaryota; Metazoa; Chordata; Actinopteri; Cypriniformes; Cyprinidae
Gene: ift38
Product: intraflagellar transport 38
Biological process (GO): cilium assembly
Cellular component (GO): intraciliary transport particle B; centrosome; cilium
Source: RefSeq, a predicted model, not a curated record